AGAUUGAUGGUUUCAUUACAUCUCUGAGUUUGUCCUGAUAGGCCCAUGGUUUGUCAUAUCAUAUAAGUUGUCUGACUGCUCCGAACGAGAAGGACCGAUUUUUUCUUCCAAGAUGAUUUCCUUACUAAGACUUGCUCUUUACUGUUAUGCUAUUAGCAUUGUUGCUGGUCAAGGAACCGAAGACUUGUUUGGAGGGUCUGGAGACGGAGAAGACUUGUUUGGAGGGUCUGGAGACGGAGGUGAUUGCCAGUGUAUCAACGGAGGUGUAUGUCAGAUCGAUGGCACGUGCGAUUGCCCUGAAGAAUUUGGAGGCUCUCAAUGUCAAAUUCCACUUACAGAGGUAUCAUGUCAUAGUGACUCGAUGGUCGUCUACAUAAAAAGAGAACUCAGUCAGGGUACUAACCUGGGAGAUAUUCAUUUUCGUAAGAUUUCCUGCCAAUCUGUCGAUGAUGAUGCAUAUUUCUUGCUUCAGACGGCCUAUGAUGAAUGUGGUACCACAAGAACGGAAACUGACACAACCAUUAUAUUCUCGAAUGUUAUCACUUAUUACAAGCCUGGGCCUAUCUCUGGUACUGGUAUCACCCGUGAAUAUCAGAAGCAGUUUGAGGUUUCGUGCUGUCUUGAUAAGACAUCGCUGGUUGAUGGUCAGUCUUUCAAACCAAAGCUCGGACAAGUACAGUUUAACGACAAGGGUUCCGGUCAGUUUCGUCUGAAAAUGAUACGGUUAAAGUCAUCAGAAGAACCUGAAGAUGACAACGCUGAAGUCUUGCAAGGCGAUGCGCUCUCAUUUCGAGUCCGCCUUCGAUCGGUAGAAGAGGUGGGUAUGUUCAUUGAGGAAUGCUGGGCGACAGCCGGCCCAGGCCAUGAUUCGACUCCACGGCAUGAUUUGUUUACUAACAGAUGCCCUUCUAAUGUGGAUGAGACGGUUAAAGUCUUUUUUCCGCCCCGAACGGAUCGAGAAAAAUUUCAGUUUGACGCAUUUGCCUUUGUUGGAGAUCAUAGUAUGGUAUACAUUCACUGUGAAGUGAGGGUGUGUCUGAUUAAAGAGGCCAUUCAGAAUCGAGAUUGCUCCGGUACUUCCCCGGGACGCGAACGUCGUUCUUCUUCAUUCCUUUCCACCCAAACGAUCAGUAGUGCACCGGUUCGCGUCCGCCGCUCUACCAACGACAUGGCUACUAAUGAUCUGUCUGCCUACAACUCGUUUGGGAUGUUCCUCAUUGGAAUGGUCGCAACCGUGGUUGCCGUAGCAACCCUGAUGGGUGUGGUCAAGCUAAUCCGUCGUCCAACCGACAUCAGCUACAAGCGAGUCCCAACUGCCUCCCUGGAAGGGAUUUAGAAGCGAUCAAUGGCCAGAGUGGAAUUCAUAUUCGGAGUGACGUUGUGUGGAUUAGCGCGCUUAUUGAAACCCUUUCGCGCAAGGUCAAAGGUCAACCAUCAACAUUACAAAAGUUCCUU
Lytechinus variegatus (green sea urchin) is the source of this 1455-nucleotide messenger RNA. RefSeq names its product ZP domain-containing protein-like. The coding region runs from base 113 to 1336 and encodes 407 amino acids. The record is from RefSeq and is a predicted model, not a curated record. The transcript has 10 exons. NCBI's taxonomy places the organism in Eukaryota, Metazoa, Echinodermata, Echinoidea, Temnopleuroida, Toxopneustidae.